AUGAUCACUCAACCACCUCGCGCUGGUCCAUCGGCUUCCAGCCCCACCAGCCCCGCCAGCAGAAACGCAGCAUCACCCCAGCAAAGGUCGCCCAUCACUCCGGGUCGCUAUCGCGCACAUGCUUCAGUCCACCAAGCCUUUCCAUCGCCUUCCUCUCCGCGCUCGCGCCGCUCAUCCAUCGUCGAGACCGUCGAUGGCGCUUCGUCAUCCAACAGCCCGUCCUCCAAUUGGCAGGCGAGCAUCGAACUCUCCUUAACUACACGUCGUCGCCUCAUCCGCAAACCGCUCCCGCAGAUCCCCUCAUCUCACAAUGCCGACUCGAUUCAUCCAUCCGAUACAGCCUCCGGUCUCAUUUCUCCGGCGACCCUCGAUGCACAGUGCCAAAGGGCAGAUUCUUGGUGGCCCGACUCCCUGCCACAAAAGCACUCGGCCCCGCUCUCUUCCACAUCACAGGCUGCCAACACCAGUGCAAACCCCCACACACCCGCUCUCGAUCCACAGCAACCUGACAAUCCAGGUCUCGAUGAUCAAAGCCUCCAACAUCUCCUGAGCAUCCUGCAUUACGCUGCGCUUCAAUCCGAGGGCGCCUCAGCAUCCACCCAGGAAGAUGGCACCAUCGGCAGGAACAACGUGGUGGUGUCCGCUACAGGCACCUACAAGAGGCAGUCUCCUCUCAACGGCACAUCGGCUUCCGCAUCCAAGGGGGCUGAUUAUCACGAUCAGUACGUGCUCGAUCAAGCCACCUUGGACAGCCUCUACCGCGCUCUCCAGGCCGCCUUCCGCCAUCUCUCGCAGAAACAAGUGCUUGGAGCGCUUCAGCGCACCGCUUCCAUUCGUUGGCGUGCAGAAGCACAGCUGCGCAACGCCACCGCAGCCCAAGCGGCAGAGACCACCGCCUCCUCUUCGCGCUGGACUCGAUUCGCCUGGCCCGCAGCCGCUCUCGGAAAGGCGUACAAGGAAGCACAGAGGAGCAUCCUGCCUCCUCUUCCCGGUCAGUCGGCUUUCGUCGGCUUCGAAUCUGCGUCCCAGAUUCACAUGGCGCAGGACGCCUACACGGGUCUGUACUUGGACCCGGAUCACCGCGUACGCAAGAGAGACGUCGCCGUUAGGAUCCUCAGCAAUGCCAUUUGGUUCGUCCGCAACUAUGGACCCGCAGCCGGCGUCGAAACGCUUGACGCCUCCGCUCCGGCAACGACCGCGCUCGACCAAGCGUCGUCGCCAUCUGACCCGGCAUCCCAGGGUGCCGCUGGCGAGCUCAUGCCGCCAUCCCUCUCCUCCAUCCGACGCACCUCGGAAAACUUGCUCAAGAAGAAUGCUGGCCUCCCGACCUUCCUCUCCAAGUCCUCAGCCACCACCGCUCUCAGCGGUACGGCGACUCCGGAAAGCGCCAGAUCCGAUGCAGCCGCCAAUCCCGAGGCAACCGCGACCUCUCCGUCUACGGCAGCUACACCCGAGUCGCUCAGCAUCGCCUCUAGCGUCUCCAGUCCGCAAGUACCCGUCGUCCCGCCUUCAGAGUCUGCCCCUGACACGGCCUCGACAGCUUUGCCUCCGCCCGAGACGGGUGCCACCUCCACCCCGGACCCCUCCACAAAGAACAACAACGCCGGCGGCGAAAAGAGCAAAGCCGUCGAGCAUCUAGCCUCACUUAGCGCCGCAGUCGGAGCAGCCAUGCGCCAGCGCGCACAACAAGCCACAGCCGCCGCGGUUGCUCACGGUGGCGCGCCGGAGGAUUGGAUUGAUGCGCCCCCCACAACGACUGGCGCUAGGCGUCCCAGCCUGCACACCUUCGUCUCGCGUUCCGAGGCCGAAGCAGCCGAGACCGAUGCUCUCGAAAAGGCCGAGAAGGACUACCUGGCCGAAAUCGGACAGGGCUGCAACGAAUGGGCAAAGAUGGUCGUCUGCCGACUAUGUGCGUCCAUCUCCGUCAAAGGAGACGAUGCAUCAGGAACCAUCCGCCACCGCCGUUCCGGCACCGUCACCGCGCGUGAUGCGGCCAAAGCUCGCACAGAGGGCGCCGACACCAGCGUCGGCUCUUCUCUCUCAACAAGGUCCGACAUGACUGCCAAGGCCGCCAAGGUCUCCUCACGAUCCAGCGACGAUCUGAGUCCCGCCGAUGAUACCCACGAGGCUGUAGCCUGGAAGCCCGACGUGUACGAGGGAGCUGAACUGCUCUCGCAUCUUGGCGAGCACAGGCCCGGCGUCUCUCUGCAAGACGAAGACCAGCGUGUGCGACUCGUCGGAGGAAGUUUUGUCUGUCGAGUCGAGUCGGAAGAGCAAAGGCAAGCUCUGUUCGAGCUACUCGAACUCGGCCUCUACGUCGGCAUGUCGAUGCUGCUCGAAUCGAGCUUCCUCACGGACUCGGACGCAGCUCGUCCCAAACCGGUCAAGAUCCCAACGCGCACCACCUCGGCCGUCGAGCCGCCUUCGAGGGGUGCCAGCCUGGCUCCUCCCUUUGUGCGCACUCGUUCGUCCUCUCAAGCCACGAUCGACGGCAGCCAGCGAUCGGUUUCUGGUAGCAGCAGCACGCGCGAGCCGCAUCAAUCAGAUCUGAAUGCAGAUGCGGACGGCCAAUCGCAUGGUGUCGACUUGGCGCCUUCAAAGCCAGCGCCUCGCAAGUGGACAAAGAGCUUGUGGGGCAUGCUGGGACAGCACCCGCAUGACGCAGCAGACGCUGAAGGCGAGGCAUCCAUUGCAAGGUCCGGCAUGGGCGACGGCCACGAGGCACAUUCGCAUCGCUCGGCACUCACCAUGCAUCGCUAUCACACCGAGGACGACGCGAAUACCCUUUCGUCUACUAGGAAGGCGCUCUUCAAGACCGGUGAAGAGCCAAAGCAGUCCAUCGCAGCGAGGAAAGCCGCACUCUUUGCGAGCGUUUCCAACAAUUCGGCGCCUCCGACCCCUCAAGGUCUUCGCGGAUCUGCUUCCAAUGCAAAUGGAUCUGCGAACAAGCCCCAUCGAUUGGUGGGUCGUCUCAUCAAUGCAUUUGCUCGUCCAAAUGCAGAUGCUCCACAAAAGGACGCACAGCACCCCACCUCCGCUGCCAGCUCCCUCGCCCGCAGCCGCGACACCGACAUCCAUCCUCCUACCUCGGCACAAUCGGUCGUUGCAACACAUCUGAGCUCCUCCAGGUCCCAAGCACAGCUCAUCCGGACGAGACCAGAGACCAUCUUUCCCGUCACCUCGCCGAGUCCUGCAGCCCUCUCGACCUCGCCGGAGCUGUCCUUGCUCCAGUGCUACCAGUAUCAGCAGGGUCCGCAACAUCGCCUGUUCCCAAGCACGGCCUAUCUGACAGCAUUUUAUCGCUUACAAGCACUACGCUUCCUUGCUGACCAGCCAGGUGAGCACGUCACAUUUGCUUCGCCUUCGCACGGCAUUUCUGCCUCUGGCGAUUUGCUGCCGUUCGUCGGCGUGCAAAAGCAGGCGUCCUCGGCUUGGAGCGUCAUAUCGUCGCGAUCCCAGCAGCCGCAGCCAACUCAGCUUGCUGCCACUCCGAUUCAGUUGCUGUCGUACGAGCUGCUGUCGGGCGACGGGUCGGCCGUCGGUCUUUGUCGCGAAGAGGUCGCCUUCUACCAGCGUUUGAGCAACAAUCGCGAUGUCCCUCUGGGACAGGUGGUCGAGGAACUCAGCAUCCGCGCCUGUGCCUUAGAGGCGGAUCGCGACACGAUGCUCAAGGUACACGAUUCUCGCAUCGCAAGCAGCAAGCAGAAUGCGAGCAGCGCCAAGGAUCGCACCGGCCAGCCCGUCGCACAGCGUCAGGGCAUCAACAGCGUUUACGGCAUGCCCGAGCAGCGCCUCCACUUCGUUCAUGGCCAGUGCCGCAUCAGGAUCGUUGCGACCGUGAUGCCGCCGAGCGUGUGCGGAGACGAAUCAGAGGCACCACACGACACUGUGUUCGAAGACAAGGUCAAGCCAAAAGAGAAGGGUCCAGAAGUGGACGUCGCAUCCCGCUCACCGUCGUUGCAGGCAAGUGCGAGUCGGGACUCGGACGUGUCCGCUAUCGCCGCUGCAUCACACACAGACAAAGAAGCCGCAAAGACCGCCUUUGCGGUGGCCGAGACUGCAGUCCGAGCGGCAGAGACUGGAGCGUCACAGCUGUUGAUCGAUCAGAAGGGCAGUGGGAGCACAAGUGGCAUCUGGAUGUGGAAUGCCAGCGCCAAGAGUGGCUGGCAGGGCCAAGCCGUGCCCAUGUCCGAGUCCACCUACCUGCUCUCCUUUGCACGCUACUUGGAGGCCGUCUCAUACCAUCCUGCGCUGCGCCGAGCAGCCGGGCUGGAGCCUGUCAACACCAAGGCAUAUGGCGGUCUAUCCAACGUCCAACAACAGCUUCGCCAAGGCCGAAGCGAGGAUGCUCGAAGCAUCGCAGAGGGUCCCAACCUUUUGCGCUUCUUCCGCAGCGGACGAUCUCUCGUCAAGGUGCAAGUGCAGCCGCUUGUCGUCUACGACCUCCACAUCGAAGGUCCCUGCCUCAAGACAAGCUCGGACCGUCGGCGCGAGCGAAAGCAGAAGCAGGCGCAGGCGGAGAAGCGGAGGUUCAAGCAACUUGCAGAAGAGACCCGACUCGAGAUCCAGCGCUUCUUUGCGUCCAUCAAGCGCAACACGACCAGACUCGAGGAUGUCUUUGUUUCUCGGGAGCUCGAUGAAGCAGGUCGUACCAUCCGCAGCAAGACAGGCGCGCCCAUUCCAAGCGCGGAUGCCAAGCCGGCACCAGCAGUUGGCGCGGCAGCGUCAUCAUCCGACUCGACAAUCUCGGACCAGCUGGCCCAACCGCUCACUUUCCUGACGAACCUGCGCGCGUCUCUGCGGGCAGACGAAUUCGAGCUCUACGAAGCCCUGCAGAGGACAUUGUUCCUCGAUGGCAUCAACGAUAUCCGAAAGGCGUUUGCCGACCGUGCCAAGUCGGCCAAGAAUCGCUUGGCUGCCUGGACCAAGAAGCACCUGAGCAAGAAGGAGCAGGCCGACUUCGGCAGCUGCGUCUACGACGAGCCAGAGUACAUCAAGGCCGGCCUUCGCGCCUUCCCAGGCAGCUGCUACAUCAUUCGUGAUGACGAGCCUCUUUCUAUCAUCGCGUUCUCACUCAGCUCCCGCGACUUCCGGGCCGAGAUGGGCACGCUCGGCGAUCGCAAGCACGAUGCAGAUGGCUACAUGGGCAGCUCCAACGACGAGCAUGUCAAACAAUGGCGAAGCGGUGUCGUCGAUGGCGGCCAGUCUGCGGCCGGAGCGGGAGGAUCGAUCAUCUCGACCGCCGGCAGCACCGAUACCAGCACUACCGCCUCCUCAGCCAUGUCGCUGCUCAAAGACAGGUCCAUGCGCAAGGUGCCGCUGUCGCAGCUUGAUCCGGACACGGACGAGGUCUUUUUCGACGCCGAGCCUGUCCGCGCCGCGCUGAAGCGAAAGAAGCGUGCACGGGAGUCGUCGAUUCUCUCGAUGACGCUUCGCCGGGUCGGUUCAACCAUCUCGGACUCUCGAGGAGCGAGCUACCAGACUCUGACCGCCAACAGCCUGCCGGCCUCUUCCGCCAGCUCCUUGAAAGGUCGAAACGAUGACGACGACGACGACGACGAGGAUGAUGAUGACGAGGACGAUGGUGAAGGUCGCGGGAAGAAUCUGAAGAUCACUGGCGACGGCAGAUCUCGGCUCAGUUCUGUCGCGAGUGGCAGCAGGCUAGAGGUCGGCUCGCCAGCUCGCGAUCUGGAUGCUACCCCCUCCCGGCGCACUUCUGCCGCACGAUUCGACAACCGCUCGCCAUCGCCAUCGCCAAACCGGCCGGAGCUGCGCAACUCUGGAAGCGUGUCGGCAUUGCGCAGGACGUUCGAGCUGCGAUCACAGGCAUCCUUCUCAUCGAUUCCCGACAGAAAGUCUUCCAUUCAGGCAGGUACGGCCAGCACGAUCAGCACUACAAGCAAGGAGACUACCUUCCAGGCGCAAGUGACGCCCAUCUCUGGUCGUCCUGCGUCGCUGGCCACCAUCUUUUCAUCGGGCCAGCCCGGACUGGAGACGCCCAACUCUCGCACCAGCAAUUUCACUGGGGCAUCUGCUCCACGAGCUAUUCCGCGAACUGCGCCUGCGAGCCGAAGACCGUCGGGAGCGGCGGGAGCGGCGGACCCGAGUGCAGCCGAGAUUGGGUUGUCUGUCGAUGAUCUGCCAUCGCUCAGUGACGAUGGCAGUAGCAGUAGCAGCCGCAGUCCUCGCAAGCACGGUGCGCAGCCUUCGAACAAGAGCGAGGGGGUGGCAGGGGCAGAUGCUCAUUCGAUGGUGUCGAACAGCACGCUGCCAGGCUCGCAGGCGGCCGAGUCGCCGCACAUCAAGCACAACCUGGUGCACGGGACCACCAAGAUCUCGUGCGUUUCGUGGUUUGCCGAAGAGUUUGCAGCACUGCGCGAGCGAUGGGGGGUGGAGCACGAAUUCGCGCACAGCCUAGCUCGAUGCUCGCCGUGGGCCGCCACGGGAGGCAAGUCGAAGUCGGCCUUCUUCAAGACGGCCGACGAGCGCUUCAUCGCCAAGCAGCUGCUGACGGUGUGGAGCGUGGACGAGAAGGAGGCGUUCCUGGAAUUCGCACCGGCCUACAUCCGCUACAUGAUGAACUCGGCGGUGAACGCGUGCCCGACGUUGCUCGUCAAGAUCGCUGGCGUAUACAGCAUCAAGAUCAAGGACACCAAGUCGGGCGAGACCAAGCUCAAGAUGAACGUCAUGCUGCUCGAGAACUUGUGGGCGGGCGACGGGGGCAAAUCGAUCCGAUUCGACCUCAAGGGCAUCCGGGACCGCAAGGUGAAGCUGAGCGCGCAGCAGCAGCAGGAUCUGGAGCAAGCCGCCACGCAGGCCGCAGCCGAGGGGCAGCCGCUCGUCAAUGUGCCCGGCGUCACGCAGGGAGCUGCAACGGCGGCGUGGAGCGCUGGCGUGCAGGCAGCGGCGAGCAGCACGGUCAAGGCGAACUCGGGAGACAGUCAGAAGGCGGGUACCAGCGAGCCGGCGGGCAGCAAAGGCGCGACCAGCCCUGGCUCAGCCGAUGAAUCCUCCAAGUCGGCUGUCAACGGCGCGGCGGCAGCGGCUGAGAGCGAGGCCAGGCCGGCGUCAGGCUCGAGCGCGGUGUGGUGGGACAGCGAGUGGAUCUCGAGGUACCGGCACCGGGCGUUUGUGCCCGAGACGCAGAAGGAGCUCUUCUACCGCGCGCUGCAGAACGACACGCGCUUCCUGACGGCUUCCAACGUCAUGGAUUACUCGUUGCUGCUUGGCGUGAUGGAGCGGCCGAUUCGGGCCGACGACAUGUACCCUGCACCGGCUCGAGCUGCGGGCGGCGUUGCGAAUGUGCACGAAGCAGAGGGAGAUGCGGACGAGGUGGAGGAUGCUGCGGAGCGGCCGUCGUUCCGGUGCCGCAUCGUCGACUUUCUGGGCGCGUUCACGCUGGCCAAGCAGCUCGAGUCGAGCUCCAAGAAGGCGCUCAAGGCGCAGGAUGCCAAGGCCAACGUGACGAUCCUGCCGCCGUCCGAGUAUGCGAGCCGGUUCCUGUCGGCGAUGGACUCGUACUUUAUCGGCACGCCGAGCCAUCCGCGGCUGGAUGCGCGGUACGGGUUCGACCGCAUGUGCGACGACACGGCUCGUGCGGCGGGAAGCGAGGGCAGUGGCGCAAGUGCGGUGCGACAGCCUAGGCUGGCGUCGGUGUUGUAG
Moesziomyces aphidis is the source of this 7662-nucleotide messenger RNA. The record is from the annotation of a GenBank genome assembly. Lineage: Eukaryota; Fungi; Basidiomycota; Ustilaginomycetes; Ustilaginales; Ustilaginaceae.